GCCCCCUCCAUCAAAGAUGGCUGAAGUUAUCGACUUCACGAAGAGAAGAACCGUUGUCCCGGAUUUCAUGAGACCAGCCCUCGACGUCCUCCUUUGGAGGGAUAAGUGGGCAAGUGGUAAGGUGUUCGUGGGCGGGCUGGCAGUAUACGGCGCGAUAUUUGUCUACGGAUACUCUCUGCUGUCUCUCUUUUCCAUCUUUCUGUGCUUGCAUGUUGUUAUCAGUGUGCUCAUCAACCUCCUGCUGCGCUGGAGGGGAAGAGCUUCCGACGCUCGGUCCCCGCCUCCUCAGAUCAGCCCAGAGUUUGUGAGCAGCCUGUGCGAGCAUGUCAACUGCAAGAUAGCACAGUACUUCGACAUGCUGCAGCUCCUCGACAUCGUGUCGGCUGCCUCGGUCUGCAUCGUUCUAUACAUCUUGUACCGGCUGGGGUUGAUCUUCUCCGACGCCACCCUGAUGCUCAUCGGAUACUUGCUCGCCUUCUCCCUGCCGUCUGUGUACGUCAAAUACGAGCGGCAGGUUGAGGACGCGGUGUCCAAGGUCAGGAGCCGAAUGCAGCAGGUGUCUGAUGCGAUCUACAACUCCAUCCCAAGGGCAGACACGCUCAAGAAAGAUGAACGAAACAAGGAAGAACGAAAGAAAGAAGAACGAAAAAUUGAGAAGGAGGCAGACAAGGAAGCGACCAAGAGCGAGAAGCAAGAGUGAAGUGAAGCAGCCUAUGUUGAAGGUCACAAGGCAGGGAGAGUCAUGUUUAAGUUUGUUGAUGUACGAACAUCGCACUAAGACCGCGAGGAAGGGCUUUUUCGAAUGUUUAGAGGUUGUAUUCGCCGAUGAGGCAGUACUCUUCUUUAAAAGUUACAAGCGUGG
Molecule: messenger RNA, 862 nt
Organism: Guillardia theta CCMP2712
Lineage: Eukaryota; Cryptophyceae; Pyrenomonadales; Geminigeraceae
Exons: 7
Coding region: 17-700 (227 amino acids)
Source: RefSeq, a predicted model, not a curated record